Molecule: messenger RNA, 1326 nt
Organism: Funneliformis geosporum
Lineage: Eukaryota; Fungi; Glomeromycota; Glomeromycetes; Glomerales; Glomeraceae
Source: the annotation of a GenBank genome assembly
AUGAACGGUUCACAAGAAGACAACAAACAUAUUAGAGAAUCCCCAGCGAUAACUGGAAAUUCUGGUCUACAACCAUAUUAUCAUCAACAGGAUCCAAUGAUAAUACAAAUACCAUUUUAUUUCGAAAAUAAUAAUGUCAGUAAUUUAAAUAACCCGUUAUUCGAGAUUUACUCGCACGAUAAUUUGAUCCAAAAUAAUCAUUUGAAUCCGUACAUUCAAUCUCAAAAUAACGAUAUGUUAUCACAAGGUUGUUCAGUAAUUGAUUUUGAACACCAAAAUGCUCCAACGACGACCUUGAAUGAUACCUCUUGUCCUCAGUACGAAAGCGAGUGGCAAAUGCCUAAUAAUUCAAACGAGGUAUAUCCUAAUAAUGGUAUAACGCAUCCAAAUAUGUAUAACUCGGUUUUGGAAAGUCCGUUCUCAACUCCAAACCUCGCGGUGAUGGAGGAGGCAUUAUCUGUUUAUACAACCCCAUAUCCUAUGAUAUCUUUCAAUGAGACGCAAAAUUAUAAUUUCACAUUAAACUCGACACGACCUCAAACAUUUACUUCAGUUCCACCUUUGUACGAGGAAUAUCAAUCAUGCGUCACAACAAAUGAAGGUUCACCACCUUUAAAUUCCCCAAACACACAUUGUAAUCAAAAAUCUCCGGUAUAUACAAAAUGGACCGAGGAGGAAGAUGAACGCUUGAGAAAUGCCAUAAACAUAUACGGACCACACAAAUGGUCUCUAAUUGCUUCUCAUGUUCCAAAUCGAACUCCGAUGCAAUGCUCUACAAGGUGGUUAGGCGCUUUGAAUCCAACCAUUCACAAAGGACGUUGGACUCCCGAAGAAGACGCCGCAUUAAAAGAAGCGGUUAGCGAAUAUGUUGACCUACUUGAUUCAGACGGUCAUCCACAACCUAUCCCUUGGAAUAAAAUUGCAUCUCAUAUUCCUCAUAGAACAGGAAUUCAAUGUCAAGCUCGUUGGUCAGAAGCAUUAGAUCCAAAUGUAAGAAAAGGUAAAUGGUCGCCUAAUGAGGAUGAAGUAUUGAAAGAUGGUGUAAAUAGAUAUGGUAGAUGCUGGAUCCGUAUUGCUGAAUUAAUUGAAGGACGAACACAGAGGCAAUGUCGAACGAGAUGGGUGCAAAUCAGAAACAAGCAGUUAAAACUUGAACGAGACGCUAUUGUCGCCAAAAAUGUAUCUGCUUCAAGCACGGUGUCGGUUGAUAACGACGAAGACUUAGUAAUGUUGACACCACCAAAUACGACACCAUCUACACCCUACGCCGGUAAUGCCAGUUAUUUUGCUCUCAAAUAUGAACCCAAUGAACCAUAUCGUAAAUAA